AUGGCAAGGAUCUACGGCUUUCUGCUGGGUAAGUGGUUGGGGGAAUUUUGGAAAAUUUUGAUACUCAGAAAGUCAUCAUUUGAUUUUACAUGGGGAUAUGUAGAAAUGUGGUGCUAAUAUCUUAAUAUCAGUCUUUCUGAAAAAUAAUGAUCACUCUGUUGAAUCGAAAAUUGUAUCGCCACCAAGAAAGUGAAUUGUGUCGCGGCAAAAUCAAAAUGCAUUUCGAUUCAGCGACUCGAUUGGCGCAGCGACAGAGCGGGCACUAUUUUCCCGACAGACUGAUAUUUGAAUGAACAAAUAAAGGCUUACAAUAGAUAUGAUCUUUUUCUAUCGUGCUUUACAAAAGUCAUAUAGUAUCAGUCUGUCGGGAAAAUAAUGAACAUACUGUCGCUAUGCCAAUUGUGUCGCUAAAAUACAGUGGGGGACCUGAUCCAGUGGCAAAAAACGUAUCAUAUUGCAACCGGGAAGUAGUAUCAAGAAUGUGGCCAAAUGCUUCCCUCUCCAAGUAAAAAAAAUUCUUUUUGAAGGGCGCGCCCUUUCCCUCACAGAAAGAGCGGGCGCGAUUUUGAAAUCGGAGUCUUUUCACUUGGAGAGGGAAGCAUUUUGCCACAUUUUUGAUGCUUCCCGGUUGCAAAAUGGUACGUUUUUUGCCACUGGGUCAGGUCCCCCACUGUAAAAAGCAAUUUGAUUUUGUCGCCACAACAUUCAUUUUCUCGGCGGCGAUGCGAUUUUCGAUGCGACAGAGCGCUCAUUAUUUUCUAGACAGGCUGAUACUACCUUCAGUUAUUCCUAGCUUUUUUCUCUCUUGCCGUUUCAGCCGAUUUUCUUCAAAGUCUUGCUCUUUCAGCGCUUGCGCUAUGCCAUGUAUUUUUUCUCCAAGUUGAUGGCCUUCGUGGUGGGCUGAUCCGCGGUCGACGGACAAUUGGCGAAGAGUCGGUGGAAAUGGAGCGGCCAGAGACGGCUCAGUUCUACACUUGCAAUUAUCCCGGAGGCAAAGUGGUGAUAUUCCCAGAAGGACGCAGUUUUUCGACCAACCGGAUCGACGAGGAAUAG
Bursaphelenchus xylophilus (pine wood nematode) is the source of this 1053-nucleotide messenger RNA. NCBI's taxonomy places the organism in Eukaryota, Metazoa, Nematoda, Chromadorea, Rhabditida, Aphelenchoididae. The record is from the annotation of a GenBank genome assembly.